CAGAUACCCCUUGCACGUAUCUGUCUUUUUCUGUCUUUCCUGUCCAUCUACUUCACUUCAAGCCAUGUCGUCGUGAUUUCAGCCCAAGUCAAUGGCUCUUACUGCAGUGCAUACUGCCAUGCAUCUUGAGGAACCCAAGAACGUGCAUCCAUUCUUCUCCAAGCCUCCCAAAACCCAGGCCCUAGAGCCAACUGCGAACGACGUUACCACGAAUCAUCAUGAUGCGAACGAUGACCAGGACUAUGACGUGCAGGACACCAGCCCAAAGGCUCCAAAGCCGCGAAAGAAGCGCACAAGGAGAACCGCGCACACAAAGAACCAGCCGUCACUGGACAGCUUUGCCCGGCGACCAGCUGUCCAGUCGAAUGAGGCGGACGUGAAGGCCAGUGCAGAUGAACUGGCAGGAUCGUCGUUAGAAGAGGACUUGAAUCUGGAUCGAAGAAAACGAAGAAAGACAGUAUCACCGGAGCCUACAACGGAUGCAACAGAUGCAGGUCGAAUGGCUGCAGGACCGCCCUCAGAUCUGUACCAGCAAUUGCACGCUGAAGCUGGACUGACAGGGACACGAGAGGUCAUAGACGAUAUCAUGGUCGAUACACAUACACUGGUUACAAGUACACCAAAGGGCGAAGCACUGGGGUCCUCACCACCUAUCGCCGAGGACGCCCCAGAAGAUACUGUCCCGGAAUCAUCGUUCCCACAAGCAGCUAAGCCUACAUCACGGUCCGUCACACCACCGAAUGCUGGCGAACGCGUCGCAGAGACCGGCAACGAGAACGUCCCUUCAGAGGCUACCGGAAGUACGGCUGCCAAAAUCACCCCGAAGAAGCAGAUCAAAGUCACAAAGACCGGCAAGCUGGUAUCGAGUCCCCCGAACAAGCCUGACCCACCGACUUCAACAACACCGAAGCGAAGGGGUCGCCCCCGAAAAGCCGCUAAGAACAACAGUCUCUCUUCCACAGUCACGAUCAUUCGAUACGGUUCAGACAAUGCGUCCAGGCUGGCUAUUGGACAAAAGAUCGGUGCGAUCCUCAGUGGUGGCAAGUCAUCUGAGAAGCAUGUGUCGGUUGUCCCCCCUAAGCCUGCUGGACCGCCCAAGGCCCCUCAUCCGUUCUUUGCGGGCAAGGCUGGUCAGAAGAAGGUAGAAGCGCUCACAAAGCCGGAACCCGAGCGUCGCACUGUGACCCCCAGGAAGAGUGCGUGUACGCCGGGCAAGCUGAGAGCGGAGAGACGCAAGGAGCAGGAUGAUGAAGGUACGCCAGCCUUCGGGACGACAUCAAGGAACAGUCGAUUAGCUAAGCAGUCGGGGCUGAACGAACCCUCCUGGCCUUCACAGGAGACUGCGCAUGUCCGGAAUCUCGACAACGAAGCCAGAAAUGAGCCAUUACCACAGCCGCCGGGCACAGGCUUGACGUUGAGGCCUGCAAAGCUGAAGAGCAAUGUGUACACACUGUCCGCUGAGGAGGAAAUCAUCACGAGAUUGGUCGGCCAAUUGCCAAAGGACGUGACAAUUGGAUCAGACCCGACCAACCAGGAGUUCGCACCACCGGAGGACGUGCGUUUACCAACACGCUUGCUGACCACAGGAAUCGACAUCCAACACAAGGUGCGCGCCCAGAUCCGGGCACCGAUCGAGACAUUGGCACAGCGACUCUAUGCCAAAACACACCCAGCCAUCACCACGCUGUUUGAUGAGAUCGAGCACACACUUACACCCUUCGACGAAGGCAGAUGUGAGCCUCAGGCGUGGGCACAAAAGUACAGACCCGGGCGGGCAGACCAUGUACUACAAUCGGGCACAGAAGCAUUUGCACUCAAAGACUGGCUGAGAAGCUUAACAGUCAUGGCUGUAGGUGCCGCACAAGAUCCUUCGAAGACUAGUGCUCCGCUAGACAUGAAGAAGCCACCUAAGAAGAAGCGGAAAACGGCAGCGGAUGAUUUCAUUGUCUUUUCGGACGAAGAGGAUGAAGACGAGGAAAUGAUUGAGCUCGAUCCGAACCACGCCGCCCCAGGUCAAUACCCUUCCCUGAUACGGCCGCAAUGGACAAGAAACAAGAACGUGGUCCUUCUCAGCGGGCCUCAUGGGUGUGGCAAGAGCGCUACAGUAUACGCCGUGGCAAAAGAGCUGGACUUCGAAGUCUUUGAGCUUCACUCUGGUAUUCGACGCUCUGGCAAGGAUAUCCAGGACAAAGUUGGUGAUAUGACCGCCAACCACCUGGUAAAUCAUCAACGAGGGGACUUGCCCGCUAAGCCGAAGCCCGCUCCCGUUGUCGCGGAUAAUGACACAGACAAUGAGCGCGACAAAGCAUUCCAGAAAGAUCUCGACAGCGGAAGGCAAGGUACCAUGACUUCGUUCUUUACAGCAAAGCCUGCCACGAAGCCAAAGCCCAAGCCGAAAGUUCAGGUUGCAAUGAAGUCUCCUGCAAAGACUAGGACAAUUCCAGCCGCUCAAGCCAUGUUGCCGAUUGCAGGCGCCUCGCGCAAGUCACAGAAACAGUCGCUCAUUCUCAUCGAAGAGGCGGAUGUUCUGUUCGAAGAGGAUCAGAACUUCUGGGCGCAAAUCAUCAAGCUUGCUGCACAGUCCAAGCGACCCAUCGUCAUUACCUGUAACAACGAGUUACAGAUACCUACACAAGCAUUACCAAUGGCGGCUAUACUGCGUCUCACCCCACCUACUGUUGACCUCACGACGGACUAUCUAGUUGCACUAGCAGGCAGAGAGGGACACAUACUGCAGAGACAAGCCAUUAGUGAUCUCUACAACUCGAAGGGGCACGAUCUUCGAGCCAGUAUCACAGAGCUGAACUUCUGGUGCCAGAUGUCUGUCGGCGACAAGAAGGGCGGGCUGGAGUGGAUGUACCAACGUUGGCCGCCUGGCAAAGACGUCGAUGCCAAUGGUCGCUUGCUCAGAGUCGCGAGCGAGAAUACCUACCAGUCUGGUAUGGGUUGGCUGUCGCACAACGUGUUUGAGACCAAGAGCAACGUUGUGUUCGACAAGGAAGAAGAGCUACUGGCGGAAGUCUGGAAUGACUGGGGCAUUAGCCCGAUUUCCUGGAGUGCAGAAAACGAGCCCAUCAACAAGUCGAUGGAGCCCGAUAAAGACGCUCGAUCUACAAGUCUCGACGAACUCGACCGCCUAGUAGCUUUCUCCGACGCUCUCAGCGCCUCAGACAUAUACUCUCGCAUCGAUCUUCCCUCAUACGACGCCAUACACGACCAACCCAUGGAUCCCACUCUCCCCUCAAUAACCGGAAAAGAACGUCUGAGCUACACCAUCGACGCGCCUCUCCUUCAAGUGGACCCUCUCACAGACUUCCUCAAUCUCGACACAGCCCUCGCCACACAGACACAUAUCCUCGCAGCUCGCUUGUUUCCAGAUCUUGCUGCCCAUCACCCGCCAGCCGACCCUCAGUCCACAACCCUCGAAUCGACAUUUACGCAACAAAUCCUGACUCACAAAUCGCACCGUGCCACCCAUCGCCCCCUACCCCGCUCAUCCUUCUCAUCCGCCCUCGACACCCUCGCCACCCCUCCCUCGCCAUUCAACACCUACCCGGACCCCGCAAUCGACCACCGCUCCUCGUACAACCUGAUCUUCUCAUCUUUGGAUCGCCCUUUCGCGCUCAUCACACUGGAUAUCGCACCAUACGUUCGCGCUAUCGUGGCCCAUGAACAGGUCCUCGAAGCCUCACGCAUCAGACUGGGGAAUCUGCUGAGUGAAGGCGGGAGAGCGAAGCGGGGGCGGACGACGAGGGCAAGUCGUACGGCGAUGGGGGAUGGGGAGCGGGGGAGCAAGAGGAGGGAGCGGUGGUUCCCUAAAGACCUCAACUUCGACUUGGUCAUGCAGACUGCUGGAGAGAAAUGGGCGGGGAUGGGCUGGAAGGGCGAAGGUGCUGAGGAAGGGAGUGUGACUGGCAGCGCAACAGGGACACAGCAGAGCGAGAGCUUGGCGGGGACGCAGAGGAGUGGUGACGAUGGGGAGGGUGUGGAGAUGGUGGUCGAUGCUGAAGGAAACUGA
Molecule: messenger RNA, 4018 nt
Organism: Macroventuria anomochaeta
Lineage: Eukaryota; Fungi; Ascomycota; Dothideomycetes; Pleosporales; Didymellaceae
Exons: 2
Coding region: 92-4018 (1308 amino acids)
Cellular component (GO): nucleus
Molecular function (GO): ATP binding; DNA binding; ATP hydrolysis activity
Source: RefSeq, a predicted model, not a curated record